AUGUUCCAUCCACGCAAGGAGAUACCAUUUUGUUCUAUAAAAUCGCCACGUCGCAAUACUAGAUUUCAUGAAUUCAACUUAUUAUCAGACUCAAUUUCACUUGAAUAUUUUCAUCGAAAUUUCGAUUUAUAUGAUGCAAUGGAAAAACAAUAUUGCCUAAGAAGUGUUCAUUUAUCACCUGUCAACGAUUAUCUCCAUCCAAAAUAUUCUUUACCUCCAGUUAAGAUGAAUAUUGCUGAUUCCCAGGAUAACUCCUUAGAUUGUCGUUUUAGUAAGAAUGCCGUAAAAACAGGCAGAAGACAAAAUCUCAAAGUCUGGUAG
Molecule: messenger RNA, 321 nt
Organism: Dracunculus medinensis (Guinea worm)
Lineage: Eukaryota; Metazoa; Nematoda; Chromadorea; Rhabditida; Dracunculidae
Source: the annotation of a GenBank genome assembly